Messenger RNA from Prorocentrum cordatum, 1157 nucleotides. NCBI's taxonomy places the organism in Eukaryota, Dinophyceae, Prorocentrales, Prorocentraceae. The record is from the annotation of a GenBank genome assembly.
GCAGCCUCGCCCGCCAGAGGGCCGGGCACGCCUCCCUGCCGGACCUGCGCAGCGGCAGGCCGGACCGGUCCAGCCGCGCCAAGCAGCCGCGCCCCGCGCGCACGCGCAGCCUCUGCGGCGCGGGCGCGGGCGGCGAGGGCCGCGCUGGCACCACGUCGCCGGGGCCGCGCGAGAAGCCCGCGGCGGCCCGGGCUGGCUCGCCCCUGGACGACCGGCCGGCAGGGGGCCUCGCGUCCCUGCAGGGCCCCGGCCAGCGCCCCGCAUCCGUGCAGGGCCGCCCAGGCGUCGCGCAGGGCCCCGUCCAGCGCUUCCCCGCCGCGCCCAUGCAGGACAUCUCGGAGGAGCGCUGGGCAGAGGCCGAGGUGGCGCCGCCUUGGGCGGCCCCAGGCAGGCGGAGCUCAGAGAGGGCCGUAAUGCCCGGCGUCUUCUCCGAGCAGCUGCAGAUGCUCAUUGUCGACCACGGGCCCCUGCGCCUGGCGCGGCAGGACUCGGUUGGCUCGAGCAGCACGCGCAAGAGGCUGGCUCGUGUUGGCAGCGCCGCGGCGCUUGACCAGUCACGCCCUGCGACUUGCCACCUGCCGUGGGACUUCACGCGGACGAGCUGGGCGGCCACAUGGGACCUCGACAUGCCGCGGUCGCAGGGGCACUCGCGCGGGGCACCGCGCCUCGCCAGGUUUCGUGCAGCUGGUCCCGCCACCGCGCCAGCAGGCGCCAUGAGGGACUCCAGGAGCCCCGGAAGCUUGCUGGAGCAGCCGCGCCUGCGGCAGCUGCCCCGCUCGAACGGCACCGUGGGCUCGCAGACUUGGCAGCCGGGCGCGCUGCUGGGCAACCUGGACACCUACUUCUCCAUGCGCGGGCCUCUGCCGGCCUUCCACGGCGGCAGCGGGGACCUCGGCGAGCCGCCCGCGGGCGAGUCGCCGGCGCACGAGCCGCGGCAGCGUGCGGCAGCCGGGCCUGCCGGGGCUCCCCGGCCGCGCGAGCUGCGGGUCGCUGCCGAGGCCGCUGGCGCUGGGCGCCCGCCGCGAGAGCGAGGCCGGCGGGUCUGCGACGGCGAAGAGCAGGAGGUCGGCCGAGGGGACUCCGACCGUCGCCUUCCACCUCGAGGAGGACAGCGACGAGGACGCCGACGAGGACGGCUUGCCAAACCUCGAGCUUAA